Triticum aestivum (bread wheat) is the source of this 3306-nucleotide messenger RNA. RefSeq names its product probable glycerol-3-phosphate acyltransferase 3. Bases 1449 to 3065 code for a protein of 538 amino acids. Lineage: Eukaryota; Viridiplantae; Streptophyta; Magnoliopsida; Poales; Poaceae. The record is from RefSeq and is a predicted model, not a curated record. Gene Ontology annotation, biological process: cutin biosynthetic process. Gene Ontology annotation, cellular component: membrane. Gene Ontology annotation, molecular function: phosphatase activity; glycerol-3-phosphate 2-O-acyltransferase activity. The transcript has 2 exons.
AAAAAAAAGUAUAAAUAAAUUCGUACAAUGUGGAAGACGAAACAGAGCUUUGUACGCAAUCAUGCAUUUGACCCCAAAAGUGACUGCAACCCUAGCACCGGCACCGGCACACAAUGACGCAACAGCAGAUCUGGUAGGUGCGCACGCUGAUCGCUUGCUACAAGAUUCCUCUAGGAACAGCACCGCUUCUUACAGAACAACGUAAUUCAUGCGCCUUGAAGAAUUUGUAGUGAAAUACCUCCCCCAUUUCAAAUUAUAAGAUGUUUGAAUAUUUCAAUAUAGACUAAGUACCUACUGAAAUGAAUGAACAAACACAGUAAAAAGCAUCUAUAUACAUUUGAUUCAGAAAAGUUAGAACAUCUUAUAAUUCGAAACGGAGGGAGUACCAACAGCAAAGAUCCAUGUAACACUUUCAGCCAAACCAUUUAACGAAAAUCCUUCGGGGUAGGACUUCCAAUAUAGAUUUCUAGUCUCUAUACACUAUUGAGAGUGACCGAUGGUAGAGAAAAUGUAUGCAAUCCAUAUUUUAACUCUGCUUUGGCAAAAAAAAAUUGUCAAAUUACUUUAUGAACCCAUGUGAAGUUAAAAGCAAACAGACAGGUAAUAUUAUUAUCCAAUCAAUGGCCAGCAGGUACGUUACGUACGUACCUCCAUUGCUAUAGCUUUUAGGUGAGAGGUCGUCCUCAGCUAGCUUUCUUGCAGGCUUGAAACAAUGGAGACACAUCAAGCCUGCACCAAAUAUAUUGCUUUUUCAUUUAUUUUUGGAUAACCUCACCUGCAAUUCUACCAGAACAAAGACAUGCAUUGACCACUGUUAGAUCCUGCGAUUUGUGAGCAUGCCAAACUACUUGUUUUAUAUACAAAGGUAUAUAUUACGUACGGGCCGUGAGGUCAAAUCACAUCAAUAGCAAACACUCAUGCACGAUGAACCAAUGACGCGGCGCAAAAUACGGAAAAGAGCUAGGUCAAAAGUUAUAAUUCUCUAGGCACUCGAAGUAUAUAUAGAGAUACGUCAUAUCAUACACGACUAUACACAAAGAGAGUGACCUUAACAUGUGGCUUUCCGGUGAAAAAUCUUAGUCAACAGAUUCAUACCUUUUCUUAUCCUAAACAGGGUGGGUGGUGAUCACACAUAUUUACGCUUACUAUCGUCGGCAAAUCAAUGUCCUUAACUUCUGUGUAAAGCUCAAGUAAUCCUGGUUCAUUUUGACAGUGCUGUCAAGCAACAAAAUUAAGAGUGUUAAGCCAAGUCAGAGCUUGUGACCUAAUUUGGGAUCAAAUAUUGUUUUUCUUGCAAUAAUUGUAUACAAUCAUUUCACUAUCUAAACACCUAAGCUUUAGCUGCAUAUAUAUAUGGCACCUCUUAAGUUGCACCUUGCAACCUGCAUCAAAUAAACUAGAUUGAACCAACACAGGAGGCAUAAUUCUUUGGGGUUCAAGGCGCACACAUGGUUUUAAAGCCCUUCUCCAAAUCCCUCCUUGCCUUCUACCGCUUACUUCGCCGAAGGUUAGGGAAUCCGCUAGGCCAGUACCAUCACCUUCAAAGCUCGAGCGGCAUAUCUACCUGUCCUAAGAUCAUCCAGACAUGUUUGCGAGUGCCACAAGAUAAUGAACACCUCCGGAACAAAACUCUAGUCCUAGAUGUUGAAGGAGGUCUCCUGAGGUCUACAUCUACCUUCCCUUAUUUCAUGCUUAUUGCAAUAGAGGCAGGUAGUUUCCUAAGAGGCUUCAUCCUACUAUGCCUCUACCCUUUGCUAUGUUGCCUGCCUCAAGAAGUAGAAACAAAGAUCAUGGUCAUCGUGUGCUUCGUGGGGUUAAGGGAGGAGAAGGUGGUUAGGGUUGCGCGGGCUACUUUGCCCAAGUAUUUCCUAGAGGAUGUGGGGAGGGAAGGACUUGAGGUGGUGAGAGGGGUAAAGAGGGUGGCAGGGGUUUGUAGGUUGAUCCCUAGGGUUAUGGCGGAAGCAUUUCUUAAGGAGUAUACAGGAUUUGAAGUGGUUGUGGGAAGGGAGGUGAAGAUGAUAAGAGGGUGUUAUGUUGGUUUAUUGGGAAAGGAGAGUGAAGCAAGGCUAGGGCAGGCAAAGUUCGACCAAAACGAGAUGAUAGGGUUUGGAAGCAGCUCAAACUAUUUUGACUAUGAUCAUCACCAGCUUUUCUCUCGGUGCAAGGAAGUACACUUGGUGACACGAGAAGAUAAGAGAAAAUGGUCACCCUUGACAAGGGACCAGUACCCAAGACCCUUGAUCUUCCAUGAUGGCAGGCUAGCCUUUAGGCCUACCCCUCAAGCCACCCUAGCCAUGUUCAUGUGGCUCCCACUUGCCCUCCCUCUCACCGUGCUCCGAACACUAAUCUUUGUGAAACUACCAUAUUCUAUCUCCGUCGCAAUUGGGGCUGUAAUAGGAGUAACGACCCGGGUCAUCAACUCACCGGUCCACAUUGGUCAAGUGGGCUGUGAUGAACCACAUGCCCAGCCCAGCCCACAGGGCCACCUUUACGUGUGCAACCACCGCACACUUCUCGACCCGGUGUACAUCUCGGCAAUGCUGAACAAGCAGGUGUCAACCGUCACAUACAGUGUCAGCCGUGUAAGUGAGCUCCUAUCGCCAAUCGGGACUGUCCGGCUGACCCGAAACAGAGAUGAGGACCGGAGGAGGAUGGAGCAGUCACUGAGGCAGGGGGACCUGGUGGUCUGCCCUGAGGGGACCACAUGCCGGGAGCCAUACCUGCUCCGCUUCAGCCCUCUGUUUGUCGAACUCGUUGAUGAGGUCUACCCAGUGGCACUGGUGAACUGGUCCAGCAUGUUUCACGGCACCUCCACUGGCAAUUUCAAGUAUCUAGACCACUUCUACUACUUCAUGAACCCACGCCCAGCGUAUGAUGUUCAGUUCAUGGACAAGAUUCCAACAAGGAUGGCGAUCCAAGGGAAGAGAUGCGAGAGCAAAGAGGUGGCCAAUCUGGUGCAAGGUGAGAUUGGUAGGACUCUUGGGUUUCGAUCCACCACACUCACCCGUAAGGACAAGUACUUGAGGCUGGCAGGAAAUGAAGGGUUUGCUGAUACAAAGCAGUGAAGUCUACUGUGAACAUAAGACGUUGCUGGCUCUUGCUCGCAAGAUAACAUAUGUUCGUAAUACAGUACAACAUUUAAGAUCUUAUAGAUUGCUUUUAAGUUGUGCAUAAUGUUAUGACUACCUUUGUUGGACCACUAAGAAAACUUGUGAAUGUACCAAAAUAAGAAGCAUAUGUUAAUGCUAGUAUGCUCGUUAUGUAUUAGUCAGUUCAUGCACUUGAUAAAUGCAGAUCUUUUAUGCA